Messenger RNA from Setaria italica (foxtail millet), 1644 nucleotides. Its product is annotated as GDSL esterase/lipase At5g45910. The record is from RefSeq and is a predicted model, not a curated record. Gene Ontology annotation, molecular function: hydrolase activity, acting on ester bonds. The transcript has 5 exons. Bases 356 to 1480 code for a protein of 374 amino acids. Lineage: Eukaryota; Viridiplantae; Streptophyta; Magnoliopsida; Poales; Poaceae.
UCCUUUGGCUCAGGGCUACUGGAGUGCAGUGGCCGGAGUGGCUGUGGCUCUCCGCUCUCCCCUCCACCCACCUCCUGCUCACUCAGAUUUGCCCCUCACCAUUUACUCCCCCACCUACAAUAUCAAGCCAUCCGCCAUUACUGACCUGAGCCCAUCGCCCUUCGCAACGCGGAAGCGCCACCACCUCAUGCCGCUCCCGGCCUACCCUGCUGUGCUGCUACUAGUACUAGCAGUGUGCCAUAGCUAGCUGCUAGCGCCACUAGCAGGCUACAGUCGACAGCCACUGCCACCGCUCCCUGCGCCUGCGCAGCUCUGCCACUGUACAGUACCACCAGCGCCCUGCGGCCGCGUUCCCAUGGCGCCCUCCGGCAAUCUGCUGCCCGCGCUCGCCGCCGCUUUCCUCUGCUGCGCCCUCGCGCCGGUCGCCCAAUGCGGCGGCGGCGGAGGCGCCCCGCAGAACUACACCUCCAUGUUCAGCUUCGGCGACUCGCUCACCGACACCGGCAACCUGCUCGUGUCCAGCCCGCUCUCCAACCACAUCGUCGGCCGCUACCCCUACGGCAUCACCUACUUCCACCGCCCCACCGGCCGCUGCUCCGACGGCCGCCUCGUCGUCGACUUCCUAGCGCAAGCGUUCGGCCUGCCGCUGCUGCCGCCGUACCUGCAGUCCAAGGGCAAGGACCUCCGCCGGGGCGUCAACUUCGCCGUCGGCGGCGCCACCGCCAUGGAUCCGCCCUUCUUCCAGGAGAUCGGCGCCUCCGACAAGCUCUGGACCAACCUGUCCCUCAGCGUCCAGCUCGGAUGGUUCGAGCAGCUCAAGCCGUCGCUCUGCAGCUCGCCAAAGAAGUGCAAGGAGUACUUCAGCAAGUCCCUGUUCCUGGUCGGAGAGAUUGGGGGAAAUGACUACAACUACGCGUUCUUCAAGGGCAAGACCCUGGACGACGCCAAAACUUACGUUCCCACGGUCGCCGGCGCGGUCACCGAUGCCACUGAGAGGCUGAUCAAAGCCGGCGCGACGCACCUGGUGGUGCCGGGGAACCUGCCGAUGGGCUGCUCGUCGGCGUACCUGACCCUGCACCCCGGCCGGAACGGCAGCGACUACGACGCCGCCGGCUGCCUCAAGACGUACAACGACUUCGCGCAGCACCACAACGCCGUGCUCCAGCAGAAGCUGCAGGCGCUCCGGGCCAAGUACCCGCAGGCCAGGAUCAUGUACGCCGACUACUACGGCGCCGCCAUGUCCUUCGCCAAGAACCCCAAGCAGUUCGGCUUCACUCAAGGUCCGCUGCGGACGUGCUGCGGCGGCGGCGGGCCGUACAACUUCAACCCGAAGGCGAGCUGCGGCGUGCGGGGUUCGAGCGUGUGCACGGACCCGUCGGCGUACGCCAACUGGGACGGCGUGCACCUGACGGAGGCCGCCUACCACGCCAUCGCCAACAGCAUCCUCAACGGCCCCUACACCAGCCCCAGGCUCCUCUGAUGAUCGUCCAAGGCCCGUCAUCGACGCGAUGAUCAGCAACUAAUCUGUCGUGGCAAAGACUGUGACUGUGAUGAGCUAGUAGUGGUAAUUAAAACUGUUGUGCGUGCUAGCGUGACACUGGAUGGGUAACUCGUAAUUAAAAUGGUGGAGUUUUGGGUUCUGAA